GUCAAACAUGAACAGAUCCAACCUAUUUUACAGACGGCAAAAUGGGGAAGAGUGAGAGAGAAAGAGAGACAGAGUUUUAUUAUUUGUAGACCUCAAUAAACCAUGGUCCAGCUUUCACUGAAUCCGAUCCCUCUCUUUUAUUUCUAUUUUUUUCCUUGAAUAGUAUUUAUUUAUUCAAGAAAAGAGGCCCCAUUUACUUGAAUUAUUAAUUCCUCUUGGUCUUGAGGCCGGCUGUAUUGGGCUCCUCUUCUUCAUCGCUCUCAUCUCUUUCAUCGAAAUUCCGGCCAUAUUCUGAAACUUUCCGGCGCUUUGAGGCAUUUUCCGGCGUUUUGCUGCUCCUUAGUUUCUCAUUUUCCAGCUAUGGAUCGAUAUCAGAUCACAUAUUGCGAGGCAAAUAUCAAAUAGGGCGAAUUGCAAACAAGACUCAUUAGCAUCAUCCUAAUCAAUAUAGAAUGGACGACUUGGAGAAGGGUGAGGGAGAGAAGAAGUGUAGAAUUUGUCACUUGGGAUUGCAAGAGAGUGGGAUUGCCAUGGAGUUGGGGUGUUCUUGUAGGGAUGAUCUUGCAGCUGUUCACAAGCAAUGUGCUGAAGCCUGGUUCAAAAUCAAAGGAAAUAUGACUUGUGAGAUUUGUGGCUCAACUGCUCGUAAUAUUGUGUGCCCUGAGGCAACAGACGUUACCCAGCGUGUGGAGGAAGCCAAUGUCCCUCCUGCCGCGGCCCAACCACCGGACCCACGAGCCAUUUGGCUUGGCCAUCGGCUCCUAAACUUCUUGCUUGCAUGCCUGGUUUUUGCCUUUAUUAUCUCUUGGAUUUUUCGGUUCAAUCUUUCCCCCUAAUUAUGUAGGCCUGAUCAUAGUCUCUUCCAGCCCUGCAUAUUUACUUAUGAAUUAUUAUGUAAAUUAUCAAUACAACAACAAAGGAUUAUUCAUUCA
Molecule: messenger RNA, 932 nt
Organism: Amborella trichopoda
Lineage: Eukaryota; Viridiplantae; Streptophyta; Magnoliopsida; Amborellales; Amborellaceae
Molecular function (GO): zinc ion binding
Source: RefSeq, a predicted model, not a curated record